AUGUUUACAUUUCCCUGCUUCCGAGAUAAAAAGUGGAUGAAGGAAAAUGGCAAUAAUAUGAAGUACCCGGAUGCGUUUUUCAAUGUGAAUUUCCGCCCACAGUUUUUAGGAAAUUACGAACACACAGUCAACUUCGAGGAAAGGGCGAAUCAGGUCAUUCGCCAGAUUAAAUCCGCGCUAUUUCGGCAGGCCAUUUAUAAGAUACAAAACGUUGAAGUGGUGGCUAUGCACGAGUGCAAGGAGGACAGGGUCCUGGAAAGCAUAAAGAAAAUUGAGGGUUACGAAAAGUUCAAGUUGAAAAAUAGUAAAGUUCUCAGCGACGAAUUAUGGACCAUAAAAAGAUGCGAUAAGAAAAUGUCCUACUGGGUGCGCUACUAUGAACAAGACCAAAAUGGCUACUCCCUGUCAAUAAUACCAACCCAGGUGAAAAACAUUUUGGGCUUUCUUAAGUAUUAUUAUUUUUAG
Messenger RNA from Plasmodium knowlesi strain H, 465 nucleotides. RefSeq names its product conserved protein, unknown function. The record is from RefSeq and is a predicted model, not a curated record. Bases 1 to 465 code for a protein of 154 amino acids. The transcript is spliced from 2 exons. NCBI's taxonomy places the organism in Eukaryota, Apicomplexa, Aconoidasida, Haemosporida, Plasmodiidae.